AUGUUAAAAUACCAAAAAAAGAAUUCAUAAAUGCUUAAAAAUAGCUUACAGGGACUUAUGAGUGGAUUAGAUAUGUUUGGAUAACCUCCUGUGUUGAGAAUUUUGAAAAAAAAUAAAUUCACUACUUCAACUGGGUUGUUUUGUUCAUCAGCUAUUACAACAAUCUGUAUACUAUAUUUAAUUUAUUAAAUCAAAUAAUUAUAUGAUCGAAAAAACCCUAUUGUUGUAUUUUCAGAGUAUUAAAUGACUGAUACUGCUGUAAGACAAUUUAAUUAUUAAAGCCUGUUCCUUUGCUGAUGAAUAACUUUACGAUGGCAAUUUCCAUUGCAAAUUUAAGUUUGAACAGUCUUGCAACAUUAAAUACCCAUUUUACGAUUACAGUAAAAAAUUGCCAGAGGUUAAGAGUUAUAGAUGAGUAAACAGGCAAAACUAAAAUACAACAGAAGUAUCUUUUUUGAUUCUAGUAUCUAAGUUGUACAGAAUACCCUACAGAAGCAUGUAGUGAUAAACAUUUCGUUACAAAUGUUUAAAAAUAAUAUUUUUAAUCUAUCAACUUAGGCAAUGUUUAAUGUCUAAAUUCAGAAUAAUGGCAUAAAACACCACCAGUAAUUAAUUUUAAAUAAAUCUUAGAUUUUAUAAGGUCAAAUUGCUGGCAAAACCUUUUCGUACAUCACCAUUAUGAUUUAGGAAUGUAAGAAUUCUAGUUCUUACAAUUUAUGUGCUCCUAAAGAAAGUAUUUAAUAAGAAUUGAAAACAGGAUAUUAUGUUGUUCAUUUAUCAGAUAAUUUAGUAUAAAUGAAACAACCAGGAUACCCGUUUUCAGAAUAUAUUUCACUUUAAUAUACAACAUUGUCAAUUGCUAAUUCAAAAACUAUUAUUUAAAAUUUAAAAGUGACAAAUGUCAUAACUGACAAUGGACUUAUAGCUGAUGAUAAAUCUGAAUCUUCUAGUUUAAUUUAGUACACUAAUCGUGAAUCAUAAGAAGAAUAUAAUGAUUAAUUUUUAAUUCUUCAUUAUAUUACUCUUGAUCAAAGAUAGGCUGAAUAUUCUAGAUCUUAUUCUAAAGUUUAAGCUAUUUUAAGUACAAUAGGUGGGCUUUAUCAAGUUUUAUUUUUAUCCAUUUGUAGUUUUUUAAGACCUUUAAUCUAAAAAUUUAUGAAUCUAUAAAUGGCCAAUAAAUUAUUUCGAUUUGAAAAUGCCAUAGAUUAUUUAGAUGAUGAUCAACCAAUUUAGGAUAAUUUUAUUGUUUCAUCACCUAAAUAAUAAUCAUCUUAAAGAGUAUUAGAUUUUGAUAUUAAAAAAUCUUCAUUCUCUAAAUCUUUAGGUAAAUCUCAUAAAUCAAAGAAUUUUGAAAAAAUCUAAGACUCUAAAACAAUGAGUUAGUUUCUAAAGUCUAAAAAGUAGUCUUUAAAUUUAACAUUAAGAGAUAUGAUUGUUAUGAGUUUUGGGUGUAAGAAAAAGGAAUCGAUGUAAAUUUAAUAUGCAACUGAUAAAUUUAUGUCUAAAUUAGAUGUUGCUUAUAUUAUAUCUAAAAUUUAUGAAAUAGACAAAUUAAAACUUGUAUUAUUAAAUGAAGACUAAUUAUAAUUAUUUAAUUAUUUACCAAAACCUGUUAUACCUUCUGCUCUUUUUGGAGAUGAUGCAGAAAAAAAAGUUAAAGAAAUUGAAUCAAAAAAAGCUUAUUAAUUCAUAUUAUAAGAUGAAAAAUCAGAUCUUUUAAAACUCCAAGAGGCUUUUAUGUCUUUUGCAAAAUUAAAAAAGAAAAACGAAUUAAGUUAAAUAGAUAAAAAUAUCAUUUAAAUCUUAGAUGAAGACAUUUUAGAAUUAUUUUAAACUUUAAAUAAAGAUCAAACUAAAUUAGACUAAAUUUUUAAUUAAAAACUUAGUCUUAAUCUUCAAGUUUCAGAACCAGAUUAUAAAAGAUCUCAUUCAAUCGUAGAUGUUGAUUAUUCAGAAGAUUAACCUAAUUCUAUACCAUAUCUGAGAUCAAGAUCUUGA
This is a messenger RNA of Paramecium sonneborni, 1998 nucleotides long. Lineage: Eukaryota; Ciliophora; Oligohymenophorea; Peniculida; Parameciidae. The record is from the annotation of a GenBank genome assembly.